AUGAGGAACCCAUCGAAAAUCAAUGUGCUGAGCACAGUGACGAAGGGCCUGGCCAUUGACUGGGGCACCGAGUGGGUCAAGAUGGUGCUCGUGGCGCCGACCGUGCAGGGCAGCCUGCGGCCGGCGGUCGAGGUCGUGGUCGACGAACAGAGCGAACGCCGCACGCCGGCCCUGGUCGCGUUCGACCCGCCGCCGGCCGCCACCGGGCGGCUCCUGGUCGGCAACGCGGCCGGGCGCGUGGCCGGCCGCCGGCCCGACGCGGUCCUGCCGGCGCUCAAGCGGCUGCUGGGCGGAUCGCUCGACCCAUCGGCUGCUGCCACGUCAGCACGAUCCUACGCCCGCGACUUUGCUCACCACUUCACGCCCCCGCGAGCGCUCUCCACCGACGAGAGCCGCCGAGGUGCGGCUGUGGUGGAGGAGCCGCUGGCGGGCCGGCGCGUGCGGGUCGAGGAGGCGGUGGCUCGUCUGUUCGAGCACUGCCGCGAUCUGGCCGGCGGCCCGGACGAGGUGGCCGAGGUGGUGGUGACGGUGCCGCCCUACUACACGUUCGCCCAGCGGCGUUUGCUGGCGCAGACCCUGCGCCUGGCCGGCCUCGAGCCGCUGGUCCUCGUGAACGACCUAACCGCCGCGGCCAUCGACUACGCCUCCACCCGCCAGUUCCCCUCCAGGGAGCGCACGGUUUUCUUCGACGUGGGCGCGCACGCGGCUUCAGCCUCGGUGGUCGAGUUCAGGACGGUGGACGGCCAGACCCACAUCAAAGUGCUGGGUACGGACAGCGAGCUCGACGUGGGCGGCUUCGCGUGGGACGGGCGGCUGGCCGGCCACCUCGCCCAGGUCUUCGGCCGCGAUCCCUCUUCCCUCCCACCGCGCGCCCUCUCCAAACUACUCAAGGAAGCACAACUGGCCAAGGAGGAGCUGUCGAAUGCGCCCACGGCCGAGGUGGACAUCGAGAAUCUGUACGAGGGCAGGGACCUGGUGACGGUGGUCACCCACGAGCAGCUGGAGGGGCUCAUCGCCGACCUCCUCCCGCGCGCGGCGGCGGUCAUUGGACGCGCCCUCGCGCAGGCCGGCGUCGCCCUCUCCGACGUGUCCGCCAUCGAACUCUUUGGCGGCGCCGCGCGCGGAGACGAGGCGGCCGUGUUGGGCGCCGCCACCCAACUGAUCCUGACCAAGGACUGGGGCCGCCUCAUCUCCCCCUCCUUCCCGCGACUGGUCGUCAACGACCUCCCGCCACCCAGCGGCGCUGGCGGGGUCGAGGUGGGCGAGCUGGACGGGGAGGCGCUGGAGGAGGUGCAGCGCGGGCUCGAGGAAUUUGCGACACGCGAGCGAGAGUACCAGGAGACGGCCAACUGGCGCAACACCCUCGAGGCCUCCAUCCUCGAACGCAAGAGCCAGCUGGAGGAGUCUGAGGACUUGCAGCCCGAAGAGGUCAGGGAAGAGAUUGUCGAGCUGCUGCGAUCAGCUGAGGAGUGGCUCGAAGACCUGCCCGAAAACGCGCGUGCCGAGGAGGUGCGCCAGAAGUUCACAGAGCUGCAGGAGCGCCUGGCGGAACUCACCGCCCAAACCACGACCAACCAAGACCAACGGCCACGAAGAGACGAGCUCUAG
Messenger RNA from Acanthamoeba castellanii str. Neff, 1608 nucleotides. Its product is annotated as DnaK family superfamily protein. Gene Ontology annotation, molecular function: ATP binding; ATP-dependent protein folding chaperone. The transcript is spliced from 11 exons. The record is from RefSeq and is a predicted model, not a curated record. Gene Ontology annotation, cellular component: endoplasmic reticulum chaperone complex. The coding region runs from base 1 to 1608 and encodes 535 amino acids. Lineage: Eukaryota; Discosea; Longamoebia; Acanthamoebidae. Gene Ontology annotation, biological process: negative regulation of hypoxia-induced intrinsic apoptotic signaling pathway; cellular response to hypoxia; endoplasmic reticulum unfolded protein response.